UAUUUGUGAUUUAGCCACAAGCAGGAAGGUUCAGUAAGUUGUGCACUUUCGAGACUCCGUGAAAUAUAGCUCAUAAAUUGGGUUUCACGUGCUGAAAACUAACCGUGAAGCCUCAAAUAUAAAGUACUCACGUUGUGCCUUAAAAUGUUAUUAACGCAUUAAACGAUGCACGAUGAGAUCGUCAUGUAAACUGAUCUAACCUCAGAAACAUCAAUUAGGUUGCAGAUGCUAAUUAAUAUUACCCAAUUCUGAAUGUUUAGCGAAUCAGUGACAAGAGUCAACCUUUUGUGUUAUAAUGUCCGUGAUCGUUUUUUCAAAUACAUAGUAUAAUAGUAUAACUCCUAUUAACACUGAUUAAUUUUCUGCACGUGGUCCUUUACGUCACUCUCACACAGAUGACCCUGAUGAGUAGCUGAUAAGAUCAUUCGGUUAUUCAUUGGGUUUAAACUACCACUGUGGCACCCAAUCCAUAUAGGCGUUAUUUGGCAACCCUUUUUAAACCCAGCAGCAGGACUUCGUGUUUAGGGAUUUGUGAGGCGUACUUUUGAUUUCUUUUAGGUUUUCCCUGGUUUAAACAUGUCUGGAGUUGUUUUGGGUCUCUGUGUGGUGUUGAUGAUUAGUGUCUCAUGCUCAGGACAAACACUUGAAUGCUUUCACUGUGAACUUGGAUUCUGGGACAUGUGCCACACUACCAAAGUGAACUGCAGUGCUGGGGAACACUGUUUUGUUGGCAUUGGUGUGGCAGCCUCUGUUCUGAAAAUCAAGAUGAUGGGUUGCCUUGCCAGUGAUGACUGCAACAAAACUACCAUUGUGACCUUUCCUGCAAAUAAGACCCUCUACAAAAUGACAAAGUAUUGCUGUGAGGAAAACUACUGUAAUGGAGGCACUGAAGUCCGAAUAGAAUCAUAUACACUGAUUACACUAGUUAUUGCUCAGAUAAUGUGUCUAACUUUAUAAUGCAUGCUGGUUGUGUUUUUGUGUAAUUUGUCUGAGAUUUGGUUUGCAGGAUGGUUUGGGUUAAUGGGAGGUUUAAGAAGCACUUUGGGAGUUCAAGAAGGCUUAUUGAAAUUUCAUAUGUUUAUUAUGGAAAUGUAA
Messenger RNA from Hemibagrus wyckioides, 1095 nucleotides. It is a transcript of the gene spaca4l, whose product is annotated as sperm acrosome associated 4 like. The coding region runs from base 577 to 957 and encodes 126 amino acids. The record is from RefSeq and is a predicted model, not a curated record. NCBI's taxonomy places the organism in Eukaryota, Metazoa, Chordata, Actinopteri, Siluriformes, Bagridae. The transcript has 3 exons.